AUGAGAGCGAUGAAGCAGACGACGAAUGAGAUUGCCAGAAACGGACGGAGGAGAAAGAAGAAGAGAUAUUCCAGGAACGAAGGAGAUUCCAUCUACGAGGUAAAGAUUUAUAACACGAUACCUAAUCUGUCUUUCAAGCGGCGCCACCAAAGAAAUUGCCGAGUCUUCCAAUCGCAGUCUAAAGGUACUUCUUCAUCCUCAGCAUUUCUGCCUCCACUAAGGAUUGAUUCUCCUUUGCUUUUCAAUGAUCUUACAAAAGGUUUUACAAAGAAAGAACUGCUAGCGAGAGUUGUCCACUAUUGGGAGGCACGGAACUUAAAAAAAGGCGGAUUACUAAUGGGUUAUGAACUACUUCUUCUCGAUUCAAAGUGCACUACAAUUCAAGCGUUCAUACCAGCUGCCCGAAUAGUCUCCUUUCAAGAAAACCUAAAACCUGGAGUUCUCUACAAGAUUACAAACUUUCUGGUCAUGAACAACAAAACUACAUACAAGGUCACUUCCCAUAAGUUUAUAAUCCAAUUCACUCCGAAAACAACAUUCGUCCAAGCUGAUCAAUAUGACAACACUAUUGUGAGGCAACACUUUCGUAUUCGUUCUCAUGCUGAGUUUAGCGAAGCUGUCAACAAGAACGAAGACCUCUAUGAAUACAAUAUUUAA
This is a messenger RNA of Thlaspi arvense, 657 nucleotides long. The record is from the annotation of a GenBank genome assembly. Lineage: Eukaryota; Viridiplantae; Streptophyta; Magnoliopsida; Brassicales; Brassicaceae.